AUGGUUGGUGACUACAGAGGGAGCAAUAGCCGGAGCUCCGAUGAUUCCGAUUCCGACGUUGCUUCUUCCGCCGACGAAGAGACGACUUCUUCCGUGCUUCAUUCGUGGACCAGCUUUACAAUUCCCUCGGCGCGCUCGGUUCGAAUUCCAACAAGGAGAAUGUACGGCUCGGUGGCUGUAGAAAAGCUUGUGAAGAACAGAAGAUGA
Microthlaspi erraticum is the source of this 207-nucleotide messenger RNA. NCBI's taxonomy places the organism in Eukaryota, Viridiplantae, Streptophyta, Magnoliopsida, Brassicales, Brassicaceae. The record is from the annotation of a GenBank genome assembly.